This is a messenger RNA of Tupaia belangeri chinensis (Chinese tree shrew), 1912 nucleotides long. It is a transcript of the gene CRADD, whose product is annotated as CARD and death domain containing adaptor protein. Gene Ontology annotation, cellular component: cytoplasm. Gene Ontology annotation, biological process: cellular response to mechanical stimulus; positive regulation of apoptotic signaling pathway. The record is from RefSeq and is a predicted model, not a curated record. Bases 793 to 1506 code for a protein of 237 amino acids. Gene Ontology annotation, molecular function: death domain binding; protease binding. The transcript has 4 exons. Lineage: Eukaryota; Metazoa; Chordata; Mammalia; Scandentia; Tupaiidae.
UCGGCUUCCGCAGUUCGGAGCCGCCCGGGGGGGAGAGAGUCCUAGCCCCGGCUUCGCUCCACGGCCGGGCGCUACCGUUUGCUUUCUCCGGUUCCUUCUUGGCGUAGGAAAGUCUCCCGAGUUGUUUUUUUGCCCCUAAACCGCCAUCCAAAUUAAGAAUCCUAGUAACCUGACCACCCCCCCUCCCCACCGGCCUGCCUCCCGCCCUCGCUCCUUUCUCCCUGCCUCUUCUUCCACCUCUAGGUCGCAGCCGGAGGGAAACCCGGGCGCUGUCCCGGUGAGGGUGUUGGAGCCCAGGGAGGGGUCGAGGCGAUGAUCCCCGGGGCUUUUGUCUGCCCUUUGCUCAGAGAACUCUGGCCGCCUCCACCGAGCGCAAGGCUGGUCGCGUCCCCAGGCAUCUCGUUCCCAAAUUAAACGUCAACAGGGGAACUGGGCAGACACCCCUCCUCUCCCGGGCCCCACCCGGCUUCCCCGCCCCAUGUCCGCUGGGGAGGCUGCUUGGUGUGGAGGCGGCGGCGGCAGCAGCGGCUGCGGCCGAGGAGAUUCGUGGGUGACCGUGUCUGCAGAGCACUUUGCUAUCCAUUCUCCUGGACCUGGGGAGUUAGAACCCGCAGCUCCCCAUUCCUCUUCGCUCCGCCACCAUUUCCAACGUCCCGCAGGGACUUGUUUUGGGGUUCCCACUGACUUCCAGGAAGGACGCAAGCUCCUCUCUGACCCCAGCGCCGGCGGCCACCUGCCUUCACCGCGGUGACCCUACUCCCAUGACCCUGCGGUGCCUGGAGCGCUCCGGGAAUGGCUCGGAAGGGACGCAGAGCCAGUGGGGGGCCGAGGGGUCAGCGGAGGAGCCGUCCCCCGAGGCGGCGCGGCUGGGGAAGGCCCUGCGGGAGCUCAGUCAAACAGGGAGAAAUGGAGGUCAGAGACAAGCAAGUGCUCCGCUCACUUCGCCUGGAGCUGGGUGCAGAGGUAUUGGUGGAAGGGCUAGUUCUUCAAUACCUUUACCAGGAAGGAAUCUUGACAGAAAACCAUGUUCAAGAAAUUAAAGCCCAAACCACAGGCCUCCGAAAAACAAUGCUACUUCUUGAUAUCCUACCUUCCAGAGGUCCUAAGGCAUUUGAUACAUUCCUAGAUUCCCUGCAAGAGUUUCCCUGGGUGAGGGAAAAGCUGGAGAAAGCAAGGGAAGAAGCCGUCACUGAGCUGCCUGCAGGUGACGAGAUGACUGGGAUCCCCUCGCACAUCCUCAACAGCUCCCCAUCAGACCGGCAGAUCAACCAGCUGGCCCAGAGGCUGGGCCCUGAAUGGGAGCCUGUGGUGCUGUCCCUGGGGCUGUCCCAGACGGAUAUCUACCGUUGUAAGGCCAACCAUCCCCACAAUGUGCAGUCGCAGGUGGUAGAGGCCUUUGUGCGCUGGCGGCAGCGCUUUGGGCAGCAGGCCACCUUCCGGAGCCUGCAGAGAGGCCUGCAGGCCAUGGAGGUGGACCCCUCCGUGCUGCAGCACAUGCUGGAGUAAUGGGCCCAGCAGCCCUCUGCUGCAUGUGUGAGUCCUGACUGUCGCUCAGAGCAGGUGGUGUUUUGUUUUGUCUUGUGAAUGAUCCGUAGACAGAGAAAACACGGUUUCCACUUGCUGGAAAGGAUGCAUUACUCAAUAGAUUGCACAUCAGCUCAGCAAGUGGUUGUUUUUAAUUACUUGACAAUUGCGUUGUUGUAAUGGUACUGUUUUUAAUUGUGUGGUUGCCUUUUAAUUGACUGGUGAAUCAUAGUUGUUCCAAAAAAGAAAAAGUUGUCACAUUAUAUUCUGGUAAUUCUAGUAUCCUAUAUAUAAAACAUCUACUUCGUGUUGCCUGGAAACUGUGGACUUUCCUAUUCAUAAAGAUGAUGAUAAUAAAAAGUGAAUUCCUAUAUAAUGUGCCCCUUUC